Trichomycterus rosablanca is the source of this 765-nucleotide messenger RNA. Its product is annotated as trypsin. Gene Ontology annotation, biological process: proteolysis. The coding region runs from base 1 to 765 and encodes 254 amino acids. The record is from RefSeq and is a predicted model, not a curated record. NCBI's taxonomy places the organism in Eukaryota, Metazoa, Chordata, Actinopteri, Siluriformes, Trichomycteridae. The transcript has 5 exons. Gene Ontology annotation, molecular function: serine-type endopeptidase activity.
AUGAUGAAAUGCACUGAAUAUCUUCUACUUCUCACCAUCUCAAUUAUUCAAGGUUCCCUGCAGCAAAAGAUUAUUGGUGGUCAGGAGGUCCAGCCCUAUUCUAUAAAGUACCAGGCAUCAUUACAGUACAACAACAAUCACUACUGUGCAGGAACUCUCAUCCACCCACAGUGGGUGGUUUCUGCUGCACACUGCUGGAAACCAAACUAUCUGAUCAAAGUAGUGCUGAGUGAGCAUGAUCUCUCCAAGAAAGAAGGACUGGAGCAGGUCUUUAAUGUCUCUCGAACCCUGGUUUACUACACAUACAACUACAGGACCUUCGACAAUGACAUUAUGCUCCUCAAACUCAACCAACCAGCUGAGCUGAACGCCAACGUCCAGCCAGCUAAGCUGCCCGGCUCGGACACCCCUGCAUUAUACGGGGGCAUGACGUGCUCAGUUAGUGGCUGGGGGGUUACACAGGUCUACAGCUACCAACUGUCUUCUGUACUACGUGCUGUGGACGUCCAGGUCAUCCAAAACUGCCAGUACUACUACUACCUACGUGUCACAGAUAACAUGGUGUGUGCCGGCUCUCCACUGGGAGGAAAAGAUUCAUGCCAGGGUGACUCUGGUGGUCCUCUUAUAUGUAAUGGCUAUUUUGAAGGUAUUGUUUCCUGGGGCAUCGGCUGUGCUAACCCCUACUUUCCUGGCGUCUACACCAAAGUUCGCAACUACGUGCGCUGGAUCAACUUGACCAUCACCAGCGAUGCCAAUGGCGAAUAG